AUGAGUCAACAGAAAGAAGCCAAGAGAUUCUUAAGUGCCUUGAAUAAACAAUCUGAAUCGAAGCAAAAAGAUUGUUUCUCUAUAUCUAUAUCUCACUAUUUGCCAUUUGGAUCAUUUUUUACUCAAGAGCUAUACAGUUUGGCAGAUAACAUCAGUUUAAGAGUUUCUGAUAUUGACACCUUAGUGGAUAAUUUAAACACUGUUGGUUAUCUACAUUGCUGCACUGAUGAUAAAGGACUAGCUGCAGGACUCAAGAAUCAAGAUCCUUUCAACUGUACCUAUGGCAUUAUUGCUGAUGAUAUUUAUGCUUUGUUAGACUCUUUUGGC
Striga asiatica is the source of this 327-nucleotide messenger RNA. The record is from the annotation of a GenBank genome assembly. NCBI's taxonomy places the organism in Eukaryota, Viridiplantae, Streptophyta, Magnoliopsida, Lamiales, Orobanchaceae.